Messenger RNA from Ostertagia ostertagi, 450 nucleotides. The record is from the annotation of a GenBank genome assembly. Lineage: Eukaryota; Metazoa; Nematoda; Chromadorea; Rhabditida; Trichostrongylidae.
AUGGUUAUUUCAAACUUGGAUACAGAUGCUUUUCUUGAUUUCACAAAUUCGGCGGCCAGCUAUUACAUGAGAUGUCUCUCCGACGAUGUGACGGUGUCGUCAGACCCUGGCAAGGAACUCUCAACAUCAAUUUUCUACGAUGUCGUGCAGGCUUUGGUGGCUCUUUGGACCUGCGUCUUCUCACUUCUCUACUCUUAUGCCUGGCGUCAGCAUAGAAAGAAGUUCAUCCUGAGCAUUACUCGAUGGACUACGGCAAACGACAGCGUUUCGUACUCGGGAACAUCGUCGGUGUCGGUGACUUCUGAAGACUACCUGCCAAAACCACUGUGCAGGCGGCACUCAGUCAGUCACAACAGCCUUUGCUCACGACCACCAAGUGUGAAUCGCAAGUACAGCUAUGCCUAUUCCCACUAUAACGCCUGUGAUUCUGAUCACGACGAACAGCAUUAA